AUGAAACGAAUAGAGAGGGAAGAGAAGGCGGGGAAGGGAAAAGAGAUCAGGCAGCAUAACUUCAAUCGUUCACCAUUUACGAGUUAUCGAGCCGACAUGCGUUGUUCCUUCCCAUUCUUCCCGUCACUCGGUGAGAUAUACUAUGGGAUAUCCGGAAAUGAUUGCUGUCAGGACAUAAACCCAAUCCAAUUCACCCUGGCCAAGCGGACAACACAUAUCUGUACCACGCUUACAUCAACAUUCCACUCCACUACAGACCCAUGUGUACUGCUCCACGGACACCUCUUGUCGCGGGAAGAAGCUUGUAUGCCCUUGUGA
Messenger RNA from Loa loa (African eye worm), 318 nucleotides. RefSeq lists its product as hypothetical. NCBI's taxonomy places the organism in Eukaryota, Metazoa, Nematoda, Chromadorea, Rhabditida, Onchocercidae. The coding region runs from base 1 to 318 and encodes 105 amino acids. The transcript has 2 exons. The record is from RefSeq and is a predicted model, not a curated record.